GAGAGGGACGUGAGAGCAGUCCGGUUUGCCAAUGCUGUGCACACUCUCGAUAGGUUUCCGUGUGUGGAUGAUGAAGGGCAGUGGCAAUCUAAAACAGCGCUCAUUUCUAACUAAUUUUGACUUGAUAUGUUUGAAUGCAACAAAGUGAAAAGUUGACUGAAGAACAACAACACAGCAGAAGGUCUGAGAAGCACAACAGAGGGACUUCCUGAAGGCGAAUAGAACAGAGGAAAACUGUUUAAAAAAAAGAGAGAGUGAAUAAGACAUACUGAAGGAAACUCAGGCGUGAAGAAUCCGGUCACAUAAAGAAGAACGUGGCCAAGCAUGAGAGAGAAGGAGCAGUCUAAUGUGGACCAUGCUGAGGAAGGAGUGGUUUCCAGAGAGGAGAAAACAGGAAGACUGCUUUCUAAUGCCUGUCCUGUUGUUGUAGCAACACCAGGGGUCAUCGGGCGUAAACGGCAGAUGGGAUGCCAUACUGAGAAUCACCUCACCAGAGAUGGUCCCAUCACAUCAGCAGAUGAUGGCAAGGUCAAACCAGGGGAGGAAAUCCAGAUCUACACCCCGGCCAUAACCAAAAGACUCAAGAGGAGUCCUCAGCAUCGGCCCUCCUCAGACUCGUCCCUUUCUCCGGUCCGGGGUCCUAGUCCUGGGGGUCUCUCUGUCCUUGAGGACUCACAUGCCCAGCGGGUCAUUGCCAACAUCCGUGAGCGCCAGCGGACACAAUCUCUGAAUGAAGCUUUCGCUUCAUUGCGAAAGAUAAUCCCAACUCUCCCCUCUGACAAACUGAGCAAAAUCCAGACCCUUAAAUUGGCGUCACGCUACAUUGACUUUCUGUACCAGGUCCUACAGAGUGACGAGAUGGACAUGAAGCUUGCUGGAUGUAACUAUCUGGCCCAUGAGAGACUGAGCUAUGCCUUUUCUGUUUGGAGGAUGGAGGGGGCCUGGUCCACCAUGUCUGCUGGUCACUAGCCCCUUCCAAAAGUCCUUAAUUUUUGUGAUGAAUUCCUUGUGACGGGAAAAUAUUCUUAAUUACAUGGAGGGCUGAGGAGACAUCUAAACUAUGUCAACUUUAUGGAACUCUAUGACCACUUCCUCUGAGAUCAUCUGUUUGACUCAAUGGAAAGAAUUCCUUACCCUUUAUGAGAGACACAACAUCUUUGAACAGUGGUGGCUCAAAGGUCAGAGGUGACUUUUAAGUCACCACUGUUCAUGGACAUGUAGUUUUCAUUGUGGUCAAGCCACAUAUAAAAUGUAACUGUGGAUUACUGUCACUAUCCAUUGUUUUGCUUUGCUAAAAGCAGCGAUUACUGCCGGUGGGUGCCCUGGACUGAAAUGAUUACAGAUAACUUUUCAUGGAAUAUUCCUUACAAGGUGUGUAUUACGUUUACAACGAUUAAGUUGGAGGACAAGACAGGUAAUGUCCUAAGAUUUGCCUCCACACAACAGCAUGGCUCAUUCUGCUGGUCCUCUCACCCCUCAACUUCUGAAGCUUUACACCUGGUUUCAUCUUUGAUGUCAUCACCAAGAACAGCAUUAUCAUCACAAAAACCAUGAGAUAUGCAUACUAUGAGCCACAUUUUAUAUUUUUCUGUCUGGAGAUGUAUAAAGGUUUCCUUUACUUGUUUUAUAAUACAUAAAGUACACCAGCUAUAGAAUGCAAAGAAGGAAGUCAGAACUGGAAAGACAAAAAUUGAAAGCUUCAAGAGAUAUUGGACCUUUGACUUUUCUGUACCCUUUCAACUCCUAUUUUUCCAAGACUCAUUUUACAAAUCCUGACCACCUCCAAACCCAAGCAACAGUGGAAAAAGUAGCAGCACACAGCCGUCUUCCUGUGUUGAGUUUCUCCUCUUUAGACCAAAACCAAGCCCCUUUUGUUUCUUCUAGUGCCAAAAAAACUCUCUUGAAAUUCUUUCCUCUCAUUCUGGCCCAAAUUUGCUUGCUUUGCACGAAACCGUGAUACAGCUACAGCAGCCUGAUGUGGAGGCGUAAUGAAAACAAACGGCCCCUAAAAGCCAUGAAUCAUGAGUGUCACCAUCAAAGGGAGAGGCUGAUGUUGCUCCCCACUGGGCUUCCAUAAACCAUGGAAGUGAUGGAGGAGGUGAGAACUGAUUUAUACACACAAAUGCACACAUAUACAUAGGUGUAACAAAAUGCACUUUCCUCUAAAUUUGAAUCUAAAAUAAUAAUAAUGAUAAUAAUAAUAAUAAAAAAAGCUGAGUGCUGUUUUUAAAAGACAACAUUGUUACCAAAUUAUAUACCACUUUUUGUGCUGUUGCGCUAAUCUGCAAGGUUUACAUAUUGUUUCACAGAAAUAGCUACAGAGAGAAUUUGAGAGAAGUAGACAUUCUGUUUGCUUUCGAUACAUAUCCAUGACAAACCAUUUCUCCCUUCAUUGAAGACCAGCAACCUAUCAUUAGAAUAUCCCAGGGAGGUAGCUAAUGUUUCCAGCUCCUAUAAAGACAUAUGAAGUCUUUUACAAAGCUUCACAGUAAGCACAGUGUGGUCUCAGAAGGCUCAACUUUGCUGACAUGUUAGAAGACACUUGACAUUUACAAAGAAUUUAGUUCUGGGCCAAAAGAAAGAAAAAGCAACCAAUGGGCAUUUUGUACAUAAAAUGAGAGAGGCCAGGCUCGAAGAAUCAGGGAUGAAUUUUAAGUGCAUGUCUAGGCAUCUUGCAGUAUUAUUGUUGGGAGGUUAAGAACAAAAAGUGUUAUAUGCAUCUUUGUGCUACUGGCAAUUUAAACAUUUGUUACAUUUAUUUAUUUCUCCAAAAACAUAUUAAACAUAUUAAAAUGUGCCCACUGUGAACCUCCACAAACUCUUUUAUAUAUCAGUGCAACUUGUAACAUGUCUGCUUUUGUGCCUUUUACAGCUACAUUUGACUCCGAUCUUUUGUAUACUUGUUCUUUGUUCUUGUUUCUAAUCAUAUGGACUUUUUAGGACUAUCUAGGUACCUUACUUGUGGAUAAAAGCACAACAUACAAAAGUUUAAAAGCAUCAAGAUGCAGAUAGAGCCGUCAUUUAAAAAGGAACCUGUAAUACCUGUAAUAAUACAGGUCAAAAUUUUAUUUUUCAGCAGUUCAAACAAGACUUCGUUCUCAAGCACAGAUUACUGUGGAUGUCCUAUGCAGAGUUUCCAAACUCACGCUUGUUUUUAUGUGCAUUUACUAUAGCACAUACAGGGUGUUAUACAAAAGACUGCGACUGUCACUGAUAAAUACGAAAAAAACAAAAAAUCCCUGGAGAAUCAAAUUAAAAUAAUAUUAUCCUGAAACCUUUCCUGUGGUUGUUGUUUUUGCUAAAUCUGGAGGAUGAUUAGUGCAGAGAUUUAUAAUGCUGCCACACCCUUAUUGUCUCCUGCCUUUCUUGUUAAACUGUCUCUAAACUGUUUUCUCUCCCUCCUUCACCCAAUCUCUUUUAUUUAUUUAACGAGGUCUCUGUGCCUUACCCUGGUCAUUGAGGAACACUUAAUUCCUCCAAAAAGAGAACAUGUCCAUUUGCAAUAAAAGACUUUGGGGAUAUUUAUA
This is a messenger RNA of Mugil cephalus (flathead mullet), 3527 nucleotides long. RefSeq names its product twist-related protein 2-like. The coding region runs from base 325 to 969 and encodes 214 amino acids. Gene Ontology annotation, molecular function: DNA-binding transcription factor activity, RNA polymerase II-specific; protein dimerization activity; RNA polymerase II transcription regulatory region sequence-specific DNA binding. Gene Ontology annotation, biological process: developmental process; regulation of transcription by RNA polymerase II. The transcript has a single exon. NCBI's taxonomy places the organism in Eukaryota, Metazoa, Chordata, Actinopteri, Mugiliformes, Mugilidae. The record is from RefSeq and is a predicted model, not a curated record.